This is a messenger RNA of Apus apus (common swift), 1693 nucleotides long. RefSeq names its product ring finger protein 215 (gene RNF215). NCBI's taxonomy places the organism in Eukaryota, Metazoa, Chordata, Aves, Apodiformes, Apodidae. The coding region runs from base 260 to 1024 and encodes 254 amino acids. Gene Ontology annotation, molecular function: ubiquitin protein ligase activity. The transcript has 7 exons. Gene Ontology annotation, biological process: ubiquitin-dependent protein catabolic process. The record is from RefSeq and is a predicted model, not a curated record.
CUGCGCCGGCCUUUGCUGGUCACGGGUUCCCAGGGCCCCUCUGGGGUGGUUUCUCAUCAGAUGGGGGGGUCCUGGCCUGUGGUUGGUGGCAGGGGUGGACCCUGACAGGGUGCCCGGGUGCUGCCAUGCCCUCUUGGAUCCCUCCAGCUGGGGUAAAGAGGCACUGGGUGCUGCCAGCUGCCUGCAAAGGGAUGGGGUCUGGGUGGGUCGCUGCCCGUCCUCCUGUCUGUCCGUCCUCCUGAAGCCUCUGUCCCCGCAGAUGAAGCGAGCCCUGGUGCUGGGCGCCUCAGCCCUGCUCAUCCUGGCGCUGAACCAGAACACCAUGCGGGAGCUGGACGUUUCCCAGCUCCUCAGCAAGCCCGUGAUCGUCAUCCCGUCCUCGGACAACGUCACCAAGCUGCUGGGAACACUGCUGCGGGGGCUCCGGGCCACGGCGAAGAUCACGUACCAGGCUGUGCUGCUGGAGAACCUGGGAGUGACCCUCACCCUGUGGUCAACCUGCGGCCUGUCCCGAGGGGGUCUCUAUGGGGAGUGGCAGGGGGUCAUCUGCACGGGGGAGAACAGCUCGCAGGUCCAGAAGUACCUCCAGCAGCUGUGGAACACCAUCCUGCUGAUCGCCCUGCUCCUCUGCACCGGGGUGAUGGUGCAGGCCCAGCGGCAGUCACGGCAAGACCCGUUGGAGCGGGAUGCUGAGCUGGACCUGAAGCAGCACAUCCGGCGGCGGCUCCUGGCCCUGGAAACCCGGCGGUACCAUCCCGGGAAACCGCCCCGGAGCCGGGGCUGCGAGAUCGAUCGCUGCGCUGUCUGCUUGGACCAGUUCCACAAGAGCCAGUGGCUUCGAGUGCUUCCCUGCUCCCAUGAAUUCCACCGGGACUGCGUGGACCCGUGGCUCCUGCUGCAGCAGACCUGCCCUCUCUGCAAGCACAACAUCCUGGGGGAGCAUCCCACCAGGGCCCCCGCAGCCGUUGGUGCUGGGGCGAGGGCUGGAGAGGACUUGGAGACCCCCAGACUCCCCGUGCAGUGACCCGGUGUCCUUCUCCCUUCCAGGGAAGUGCUUCCCAGGGAGCUGCCCAGCCCGAGGGACACACUGCGGGGACAGAGGGAGGGAGCAGGGGGUGCUCGGCACGGGCUGCUGGAGCAGCUGUGCCCGUGGCAGUGCCCGGCCCCGCGGGGAGGGGGGGAUCUCGGGGCUCUCCCUGCUGGGUGUGAGUAGAGGGGCGGGGGGUCUGUAUGGCCUGGGUGUCGAGAAAGGAAGCCACGGGUGCCCCCGUGGGUCCGGGGGCUGGAGGCAGGGAGAGCCCGGCCUGGCUGCACCCUCCCCCUGCUUGUAGCCGUUUUUCUAAGUCUCUUGUUUUUGUUUUUCUAUUUCCUGGGGACCGUGCAGGGUGGGCACAGCCCGGCUGGGGGCCUGGCUGCGGCUGAGGCUGGGUGCUGGAGUCGAGAGCCUGGGGGGCCAGGCUGGGCGACCCGCUGCCUGGCUGCAGGAGGGCAGGGUCUUCCACAUGGUAUUUAUCCUAACUUAGUAGGAAGCAGGGCAGGAGGCAGCUGCAGAGCCCCAGCACGGGGCGGGCUGGGCUGAAGGCGGCUGUGCCGCGGUGCCCGGGAACCCGCUGAGCCCCGAGCAGCUCCUGCUCGGCACAGCCGGGCUGCAGCACCACACGCCUCUGUCUAAUAAACACGGAGUGGGAAGUGC